UGUUUUAACAGUGUGGAGAGGGAGGGCUAUAGGGGAGGAACAACUCAGCUGGUGGGACACUCGUUGGGUUUAGGCCUGUAUGUAGUGGGUUCUCAAUCUGUGUGCUGUGUUGAGUUGCAGUGCCUCUUAAAGGGUGUAAAGUAUGCCUUAAUGGUCUGUGUGCAGGAGUCGCAAAAUUAAUUGGACCUGUUGUCCUGGGGUGACUGGUUGCCCCGUACUUUCCUGAGCUCUCCUCACUUUUUAGGAAAUGUUUCCCUUUUGUGAUGAAUUAAUAAAGAUUAUUUUUUGUAUAUUACUUACCCGCAACUGUGGUUAUUUGAAGGGCUGACAUAGCAGUACUUUCUGCUAAAUUAGGAAAACCCGUAUUUAUUACAAUAUUGUAAAACCUCCAGAGCUCUGCUGCUGUUGUUACCCACAUCCUCACCAAAACACUUCCUCUUCAGUUCUCAGAAAAUAACACUGAGCUGCGAUUAGCAACCAAAUAUUCUCAAACCAAUAGAUAUCAUCAUCAUUUUCCCCAGUACGACCACAUUGCACCAGUGGCUUCAGAUGUCAGAUUCUGGUGGGCGAGGAGUUUGACUCAUUUUUAUGUUACAGCUGACACCAUAAAGAUUCCCUCUGUGAGAGAUGUUUACAUUUUGACCUGAAGCUUCUCUUAUUGAGCUCUGACUAAAAAACGAGGUGUGGUCAUCAGACAGAGCAACACAUCUCCUUCACAUCAUCUGUAGGGCGGAGAACUCCCCCAAAAGCACAUCAGUGGCUCAUGUCCUUUAUCUCCACACUGACCUGUGGCUCUUUGGCUGUUUAGAUAUUUAAAUGAAACUCAGAGAUGAAAAGCUUAUCUGUCUACAUCAAUUCAACAACUUGAACAAAGAUUAAAAAAAAAGAUUAAAGUCACGGAAAGGAAAUAACACUUACUGAUAACGAGAAGUUACAGGAAGUAAACUCUGUACCAGGGGCGGACUGGCCAUCUGGAGGUUCUGGAGAAUCACAGGAUGGCCGGUGGCCGCCACGCAGUCAUCACCGUUUUUGUUUUGUUUUGUUUGGUUGGGUUUUUUUUGUUUUUGUUUUGUUUUUUCCCUUUUUCUCCCUAAUAAUCUACUGUUCCACGUCUAGUCCGCUAGGUGGCAGCCUUUAAAUUGGAUGCCAGCCGGCCCAAAGAUAUCUAUGAGCCGGCGGGCCGCCAAUCAAAUUGAAGAAGGAAGCGCAUACCGUAUGCGCACCAGUUGUUGUGGGCUGGGCCGAGUCAAAGUCCAGGGCUGUUUUUUAGUCCCAGUCCGCCCCUGUCUGUAUCUCUCUUGAAGAAGCAUAAGAUCAGAAUUGUUGACAGUUGAGGAUGUGAGGACGAGAGAUAAAGACACAGAGGCACUAUGGGUGAAUUCAGAUGGAUUAACAAGACUUUAUUUUUGAUCCUCGUGCUGCAGUUUACAGCAGAAACUGGACAAACCCGCCUCUCCUUCACUGUCAGAGCUGGAGAUGACGUCACUUUGCCUUGUGGAAAUGUGAUAAACAGUCACGAUAAAUGCAGAGGUACUUCUUGGCUUUCCAGUGGUUCUUUGGGGAAAACAGCAGAAGAGCUGAUCAGUCAUGGGCAGAUUAGUAACAGUGUGAUUGGAAAAGCUAAAUCCAGCAGACUGAGUGUUACAGCAGACUGUUCUCUGGUUAUAAAGAAGGUCACACAUGACGAUGUUGGACGUUACAGCUGCAGACAGUUCAGAUCAGGACGACAAGUUUCAGACUCUCAGGUUGAUCUGUCUGUUAUCAACAUGACUGAACAUGAGUUUGACAAUAUGGUCAUCUUGGACUGCUCUGUGUGGACAUAUGAAGGGUGUGAACACACAGUGGAGUGGUUGUAUGAGGGUGAUAAGCGUGACGUUGGGAUAACAUUUCGUACCUGUGAAGUCUCUGUGUUAUUUACUCCUCAUCUUUAUCCGAAGUCAGAGUAUUAUGAGUUACUGAAGUGCAACGUGACAGAUAAAAAGAAUGGAGAAACACUGCUGUGUGAUGUUGGCCCUCAGUCCUCAUAUGAGAAAACAAGUUGGUGGAGGUACAUUAUUGUGUCUGUGGUUUUAGCAACACUCAUAAUUAGUGUUGUCACAGUCAACAUAUGGAAGAGAACUAAAGGGAGCCACACAAAGAUGGAGGGCGAUGCUGUGCAUCAUGAUGAAGAUGAAGGUCCAGUCACCUAUGAAAACAUCGGAGAACCUUCUGCUUCCAUCAGACUCCACUGAUCAACUUCAACAUCAGCUCACAACAAAAGAAGAAAAAACAAUGUGUAACAUAAAUUUCAGUCAUUUCUUAGAUGUUAAAAAACUUAAGGCUAAAUUGUUUUCCAGUUAAACUACUUAGACUUGAUUUUAAGAUUUUACUUGUUUCUUGUUAAGGUGAAGUUUUGCUUGAGUAUUUUAAUCUCUUUGUGUGCAGAACAAAUUAAUUCAUUUUCAUUUAUAGCACUGUUGUGAACAGGUUAGUUGGGAGUCCAAUAUGUUUUGUUCACUUGUUGUGUUGGUAUGAAUGAGCUUUCAGCCUGCAGUGAAUCUUUUUAUUUUAACUGAGAAUUAUAUAAUCUGCAAAUUAAAAAGUCCCUCAU
Epinephelus fuscoguttatus (brown-marbled grouper) is the source of this 2590-nucleotide messenger RNA. RefSeq lists its product as uncharacterized. Gene Ontology annotation, molecular function: protein tyrosine kinase binding; MHC class II protein binding. Lineage: Eukaryota; Metazoa; Chordata; Actinopteri; Perciformes; Serranidae. Gene Ontology annotation, biological process: interleukin-15-mediated signaling pathway; T cell activation; positive regulation of ERK1 and ERK2 cascade. Gene Ontology annotation, cellular component: membrane raft; external side of plasma membrane. The record is from RefSeq and is a predicted model, not a curated record. The coding region runs from base 1371 to 2231 and encodes 286 amino acids. The transcript is spliced from 6 exons.